GUUCAAGCCACGAGCUGGGGCGAUGAGGCCCUGAGCAAGUGUAAGCAUUGGGUUGUUUUGGAGCCCCUCGUGUAUCUGAUGCCCAAAGCUGAUCCAAAGCAGACUGCCAAGGACAAGCUCGGACAGAAAGGUCAGGGUGAGAUUCUGGAAGGUGAUGGACUUCGAAUAGAAGGUGUUCGAUGGCUCCGCGUCAGGCAAGAUAGUGUUGAGGCAUGGGUGCUGAUUGACGGCAAGGCGGUCGGUGCUGACCGAUGCUUCUUGCUGAUUCAUGACCGGACAGAGAGUCGAAACAUGCAAGCGGACGUUCUGGAGGCGGGUGGCAUCUAUCAUUCAUGCAACCAGUGCAUUGUGAGUCCUGGCGUCCUAGUCGUGAAGGUGCUGCGUGCUAGCACUGUUGCAUGCCACCACCUUGGCCCACGCAGAGGCAGUCAGCACGCGGAUAUCGAUGAGACUGAAAAUGGCUCCUCUGAACUUUACGAGGUUGCUGGCCGAUCCAGGGAAAUCCGCGACGAAAUGAACAACGUGAUUGGUGUUGAGGUGGACCACGGCGAAGCCGACGAAGCCGAGGACCGGCGACUGGGAGAGAUCUGUGCCAGCGUCGAACCUGAUACCUGGUUUUGCUCCGGCGCAAUGCAAACUCUGUGUUGCUACAGUCACGGUGUUCUUCGCCCUUGCAGACGUGUACACUGCGUCUAUGGGUGCACACGGGGGAUAUGUAUCCGAUCGCACAGCUAG
Symbiodinium sp. CCMP2456 is the source of this 735-nucleotide messenger RNA. Lineage: Eukaryota; Dinophyceae; Suessiales; Symbiodiniaceae. The record is from the annotation of a GenBank genome assembly.